Exophiala mesophila is the source of this 2050-nucleotide messenger RNA. RefSeq lists its product as uncharacterized. The transcript is spliced from 2 exons. Bases 247 to 1872 code for a protein of 541 amino acids. Gene Ontology annotation, molecular function: ubiquitin binding. The record is from RefSeq and is a predicted model, not a curated record. Gene Ontology annotation, biological process: proteasome-mediated ubiquitin-dependent protein catabolic process. Lineage: Eukaryota; Fungi; Ascomycota; Eurotiomycetes; Chaetothyriales; Herpotrichiellaceae. Gene Ontology annotation, cellular component: nucleus.
UGGCCAGUGACUGAUAUUGAAAUCGUUUGUUUGCUGCUUCUCCCAUCUGCCUCUUCUCAUUAUCAACCAGACACAUUCUCUCUCACCGUCUCGUCUUCCCAACCCAGAAAGUAUUUGACCACGAUAUUACUCCCAAUUCGUGCACCUCCAUAUCGUCUACCCUAAACCUCUGAUCCUCCCUCGACGAUUCCUUCACUUCAUCGAUCUGAUCCCAUUGGGAGCAUCACCUUGCACAUCUUCUUCUCGAUGGAUGAAGCAAUUGCCACAUUGAUCUCAGUUGCCGGUGCCACUCCAGAGCUAGCGGCGCAAUAUGCGCAGUUAGCAGAUGGUGAUGCUAACCAGGCAGUACAGCUCUGGUUUGAGAAUGGUGGCGUGGACUUGUCCGGAGGAAACAUUACAUCGCAACCCCCUCCUCAAACAACCUCAAAUCAAGCCGGCAGCCCCUCACACCCUAUAGCCCUCGAUGAUGACGAUGAUAGUGCAGGUGACGCCAAUGACCCUGUAGUCACUGGUGUCAAUACCUCUACAAGACCAAACGAGCCACCACACUCCUCAGCACCUGUUGACUUUGAAGAUGACGAAGCAAUGGCGCGACGUCUGCAAGAAGAAAUGUAUGGAGAGGGGGCCACUCAAGAACCACGAGCUCCAAUCGCUCGCCAGGCAGAGACGUUAGUUGGUCCUGGAUCAGACCCAUUUUCCAUGCGUGGGAUGGGGUAUGAAGAUGCAGUGCAAGAGCGACUUCGAGGUUUCCAGACACGACGUACUCAGCGAUCGAAUGUCCCAGGCAUUUUUAAUCAGCACCAGCCCUCCAGUAUUUGGGAACGAGACAGUAUCGAUAACUCUCAGAUUCUCGCCGAGUCGACCGGAGGCGAGUCCGAAUCGACGACAAGAACGAACCGGCUGGCAAGACUAUUUCAACCGCCGUGGGAUUUGAUGUUCAAAGGCGAGUGGGAAGAUGCCAGAGACGAGGGCAAAGAGCAUAAGAAAUGGCUCCUGGUGGAUAUUCAAAACAACAGAGUCUUUGACUGUCAAGCAUUGAACCGUGAUCUGUGGAAGAACGAGGGAAUUGUGGAGACGGUCAAGGAGAACUUUGUCUUCUUGCAAUACAACAAGGAUGACCCGAGGGCCAGCCAAUACAUUCAAUAUUACUUUCAGGGCUAUGAAAACGAGGACGAAUACCCACACGUUGCUAUUGUGGACCCAAGAACUGGUGAGCAAAUCAAGUUGUGGUCUCGCAAAGUCCCUUCCCCAGCAGAAUUCUUGAUGCAACUGCACGAAUUCUUGGACCGAUACAGUCUCGACAACAGCGCGCGGAAUCCGGUGGCCAAGCGAAAGUCUGAAAUCAAGAAGGAGAAACCUAUCGAUCAAUUGUCGGAAGAAGAAAUGUUGGAGAGAGCCUUACAAGCUAGUCUAGCGGGGGCUUCUCAAGACUUUGGGGGAGCCGCUCAGGCCAAGCAAGCACCAGCAGAAGACCCCGAUGACUUGACGCGAAGCAUCGGCGAUGUGAGGAAGGAAGCCAUGGCUAACUCAGAGAGCAUGGACAUUGACAGCAGCACUGCACCAACAGAACUACAAGAGACAAGUGCAUUUUCGCAAAUUCCAAGCACCAACCCGCAUAUCGAACCUGCCCAAGGUCCAGGUGUGACACGAGUUCAGAUCAGGCACCCAGGAGGCAGGGUGGUGCGACGAUUUACAGAAACCGACGCUGUUCAACGAAUAUAUGAAUUCUUGAAGGCAGAACCGCUGGAAGGUCGAGAAGGCGCCGACUUUGAGCUGAUUUCAAUGGGGAAGAAUCUCAUCGACGACCGGAACUCGACUAUUGCUGAAGCUGGGUUGAAGAAUGGGACCGUAAUGGUGGAGUUCAUUGAAUGAGGCUGGAGCAUGGUCGAGCUACGUGGUCCUAUGUCAUGAUGCAUUGCAGCGGCGUUCCCAUGCAACUCAGGUAGCAUACCCAAGAUUAGACGAAACGUGCCAUACCAUGAUGUGGCACGAGACAGCCCAAGUUGCAACAUGGUACGAGAGAUGUGACUCACGGAAUAAUGAAAGAAAU